AACACCAUAUUGAUAAACCGCAUUGAUAACCUCAGAUUGGCAUUAAAAUGAACUACUUCUGUAUUAAUCUUAUUGUUCAUAAGCGACUCUUUAGAGACAACUUAAAUUUUUGCAAAUAAAGACAGUUUAAAAAGCAAGCUGUGAACAAUAACAAAAUGGCUACCAAUUUUAGUGAUUCACAGACACAAGACUCUGAUGAAGUAAAAGAAAUGUAUUGUGAGGAAUGUGAAAAACAUGAAGACAGGUAUUCACCUACAGAUGGAUUUUGUGUGGACUGUGUGGAAUAUAAAUGUGUAGUUUGUCUUAGAUAUCAUAGCAGACACUAUAGAACCCAUACAGUUGAAGAUAAGAACAAUAUGCCACAAGAUUUUUAUUUUGAAAAGUGUUCAUCUCAUCCUAAAGAGCUUAUGAAGUUUUUCUGUUCUGAGUGUGAAAAAAGCGCAUGUCCAAAGUGUAAGAAUAAUGAUCAUAAAAAUUGUAGUGAUGUAUCUCAUUUGCCAACACUUGCUAAAGACAUCAAAACAAGCACAGAACAUAAAGAUCUUAAAGAAAGUCUUGCCAAACUGUCAAACGAUAUAAAAGAUACAAAAAAGGAACUGAAUGACAAGUGUACAAUAAUUGCCUCACUAGAAGGUGAUGCAAAAGCGACAAUAAAGCAGCAUAAAGAUAAACUGAUUAAAACGUAUGAACAAAAGCUGAAAGAAAUAAUUGAUAAUUUUGAUAAAAAAAUGGAGGAAACCAUUGCUAAACUGAAGGAAGAAAGGAAAGAGUUGGUUGAGGAAUUAGCAGAAAAGCAAUCCAAGUUUAAAUUGAGGAUCUGCGAUGAAGAGCAGAAAAUUGUAAAAGCAGUUGAAAAUUCAAAUGCUGAUUUCAAAACAUUAAGAAAGAAACAUCUGACAUUAGUAGGGGAUUUAAAGAAACUAUCAGCUGAGCUUGUACAAGCACAGACAUUGGGUUAGAACUGCAAACUAUUUCUCACAAUGAAACAUACAAA
Molecule: messenger RNA, 994 nt
Organism: Mercenaria mercenaria
Lineage: Eukaryota; Metazoa; Mollusca; Bivalvia; Venerida; Veneridae
Product: E3 ubiquitin-protein ligase TRIM33-like
Exons: 1
Coding region: 156-959 (267 amino acids)
Molecular function (GO): zinc ion binding
Source: RefSeq, a predicted model, not a curated record